Nylanderia fulva is the source of this 1336-nucleotide messenger RNA. RefSeq lists its product as uncharacterized. The record is from RefSeq and is a predicted model, not a curated record. NCBI's taxonomy places the organism in Eukaryota, Metazoa, Arthropoda, Insecta, Hymenoptera, Formicidae.
AUGGAAAUCCAAAUUCAGAUGUAUGGAAAUUUAUUCGUCCCGAUAACUCUGAUAAACCAUGGAUACGCGAAUAUUCUAACACCAUUCGAACCAGCCGAGAUCGAGGUACAAAGUCAUUCGAAGAUUAACUCGCAGAGAUGCGUUUCCAUCCGCGGUCGAACGGAGUCGAAAAAACGCGAUGAAACAGUUAAGAGAGAAAAAGAAAACAGAAUGCAAAGAUAAAGAUAGCGGAGAAAAGCGUCGCCCACGACGGCGUUGUCUUCCUCUUCUCCUGUUGACUUCCUACCCGUCGACAAUUUCAUCGGCACGCUCGAGUUGCCCAGCGGGCAGAGCGUUGCGUCCCCUAUAAAAGCGAGGGUAGACGAUAGCGGUACCAGUGUGUGCUCACUGCCGACCAACAUGAACAGCACCGACAAGCUGAAAGUAAUACUCUUAUGCGGCCUAGUAUUAUCGGUCGUGGCCGAGGAGGCGAAGAAGACCGAAUCCAGCGCUCAACCAAAGGAUGAGAAGUCGAAGCGCGGAUUGGAGCUGAGCCUGGGUGAUCACGGUGGUUUCGGGGGCGGUUUCGGCGAUGGUGGCUUCGGCGGACACGGCGGGGAAAUAAUCUCCACUGAUCACAUCAAAGCGGUGACGGUCACGAAGCACGUGCCGGUACCGCAUCCGUAUCCGGUCGAGGUCACGAAGCACGUGCCCUACCCGGUGAAGGUACCGGUCAAAGUGCCGGUCGACCGUCCAUAUCCGGUGCACGUACCGCAACCUUACCCGGUAGAGGUCACGAAGCACGUGCCCUAUACGGUAGAGAAGCCGGUGCCCUAUCCGGUCAAGGUGCCCGUCAAAGUGCCCAUCAAGGUGCCCUAUCCGGUCAAGGUACCGGUCAAGGUUCCGGUCGAAGUAGCGAAACCAGUUCCCUAUCCCGUCAAGGUACCCGUGGUCGUCAAAGAACCCUAUCCAGUGAUCGUUAAAGGUCAUCACGACGAAGGAUUCGGCGGCGGAUUUGGACACGACCUCGGCGGCGGUUUGGAGUUCGGCGGACACGAUUUCGGCGGAUUCGGGCAUCAUUGACACAAAAUUGUUUAGCAGGAAGGAAGCGCAAGGACCAGCGUCCCCUUUCGUCCGACGUUAAAGGACUCGCGCGGCGCGAGACGAGGAAGCUUCAUUCGAGGAAUCGAUCGUCGUGAGGAGAUCGAGGAGCGACCGACCGGAGCGAUCACACCGUUCUAAAUAAAAGUUAACGCGACGCAAUCAAUAUUCUGUUUCAUUGUGAUCCUAUCCUCGGAUUGUACCAUACACCCUGUAAAUGUAAACACGAAUAAAGUAUUUUCUUUUUUGUACGUAA